AUGGAUCGCAUCAAAGUGGAUAUCGGCAGGCCGAUUCCAAAAUUGACGGAGUUCGACAAGAAGAUCGAUUUCUUCGCAAAGAUGAAGCAGGACCUGUCCAACAUAAAGACCCCAGAAGAUAUCCACUGGCUGCGUGUUAACGUUCAGCCUGUGAAGGUCGCGUUGGUGAAGUACGCGAAGACCUGGGAGGAGAAGUACACUGUAUUUCUGAAGGAUUUCACCGAAGCCAGGAUCAAGACGCUGGUUGAUUUCAUCGACAGACUCAGGUCUGGCCUUGGUUCGAAGUCGCCCGUGGAUGAGCCAGAGAACGAGAAGUUGCUUUACGCUGUGAUGACGUACAUCGCAGAUGUGAAAUUGGCAAAGACUGCGGUGAGCAGCCUCUUCCAGCCCAUCAGGGAAUUAUGCCACCUCCUCAAAAAACACCAAAUCGUCCCUGCAGGGCUUCAGGAGCUUGAGCACGCGCCCUCGAAGUGGGACGAGGUCAUCCGCCUAGCCUACGAUGAGAAGGAGAAGAUUCUGCCACUUCAGAACGAAGAGAGUAUCAAGAUCCGGAGCAAGAUCGAUCACUUUGGCAUGGAGGUGUCGGCCUUCCGCAAGCAAUUUCUGUCGGAGUGCCCUUUCGACGAGACAAAUGCCAAAACGCGCGAGUACGACAAGAGCUACGACUCCAUCAACGAAUGGUACGUGAAGACCCAGGAUAUUAGAGCGCGGGCAGGCGAGUACAACGACCUCGAAAUGCUGUUCGACAUGGCCAUGUCCAACUACCGUGAUCUGAAGUACUGUUUUGAAGAGCUCGUGUUGCUGAAGAACUUAUGGGAUGGGGUCUCGCUCAUCUUGGAUACUUUUGAGAAUUGGAACGACAUCCUGUGGGAGAACAUCGACACCGACGGGCUGGUGGCGACCGUGCGCGACUUCCAAAAUCAGGUCAAGAACAUGAACAAGGGUGUGCGCGGAUUGAAACUGUACAAGUGGCUCCAGGACGAGGUCAAGAACAUGGCCACUGUGCUACCGCUCAUCAACGACCUGCACAGCGACACGAUGGCCGACCGGCACUGGACGUCGCUGAUGACAGUGACGCAGACCACGUUCGACAAGGGCCCAGACUUCUGCUUCAAGAACCUCCUCGACCUCCACUUGCACCACUUCGCGGACGACGUGUCGGAGAUCGUCGACCAAUCAGUCAAGGAGGCGAAGAUCGAGAAGAAACUGCUCAGAAUCAGCAAGGACUGGGCCAAGAUGCAGGUCACCUUCGACACGUCGAACCCCGAGUGCCCACUGCUGGGAGAGCUCGGGGAGAUCCUCGAGCGCCUCGACGGCGACUCCCUCGAGAUGAUGGGCAUGACAUCGCAGGGUCGUUUCAUCGAGUUCUGCAAGCCGCUGGUGGACGAGUGGAGCGGCAAGCUUCGCACCAUCGACUCCGCUCUCACCGUCUGGCAGAAAGUGCAGGCUAAUUGGUGCCGUCUGGAGCCCAUCUUCAUGCAGAGCGACGACAUCCGGUCCCAGUUGCCCGAGGAUGCGAAGCGCUUCGAACAGAUGGACAACCAAUGGAAGGACCUCAUGCUUGACGCCUCAGGGUCCUACCUCAUAGUGGACAUCUGCUGCUUCGAAGGCCGGGAGGACGCGCUCAACAAGAUCAGCGAGGGCAUCGACACGUGCGAGAAGUCUCUGAACGAGUACUUGGAGCAGAAGAAGAAAAUCUUCCCGCGAUUCUACUUCGUGGCCAACCAGGCAUUGCUGGACAUCCUAUCGAACGGAAACCGCCCGCUGAAGGUCGCCGAGUACCUCGGAGAUAUGUACGAGGGGGUCAAGACGCUGAACUUCGAGAAGGAUCCCAGUACUGGCAAGGUCGUCUCUGGCAUCCUUGCUAAGGACGGCGAGAAGGUGCCCUUUUUCGCAGACCUCAUUCUGGACGGUGCGGUGGAGAAUUAUCUGGUGGCCAUGGAGGCGCACUUUCGCAUGCAGCUGCGCGAUAUCCUCGAGCAGGCAAAAACCACAGCCGAUUGGGAUGUUGACGGUGCAAAGCCUCGCGAGUAUUGGCUUGAGGACUAUUGCGCGCAGCUCGCCCUGGUGGGCACGCAGAUCACGUGGACAGAGGAGACGGCCCGCGCCUUCGAGGAGAUCGAGAGUGGCAACGAGAACGCCAUGAAAGAGUCGAAGAAGGUCAACGACGAACGCAUCGAGAAGCUGAUCAAGCGCGUACAGACGCCACUCGACAAGGAGACGCGCAAUAAGAUCAUCACCAUCAUUACUAUCGACGUGCAUUCCCGUGAUGUCAUCGAAGACUUUGUGGUCAAGCGGAUCACGGAUUCCACAGAUUUCAAGUGGUUGCAGCAAUUGCGCUUCUACUGGGCCCACUGCCCGCAGAACUCAAAUCUGGUGUCGUAUACUCCAGAGGAUCAGAAGACAUGCGUUAUCAAGAUCUGCGACUGGACCACGAUCUACUGCUACGAGUACGUGGGCAACUGUGGCCGCCUUGUCAUCACACCGCUCACUGACCGAUGCUACAUCACACUGACACAGGCGCUCAACCUGACACUUGGCGGUGCGCCCGCAGGGCCUGCAGGGACAGGUAAAACGGAGACUACCAAGGAUCUGUCACGAGCAAUUGGCUUGCAGAUCGUAGUGUUUAAUUGCAGUGAUCAGAUGACAUAUCAGACGAUGGCCCAGAUUUUCAUGGGUAUCGCCCAGACAGGGUGCUGGGGAUGCUUUGAUGAGUUCAAUCGUAUCUCUAUCGAGGUGCUCUCGGUGAUUUCUACGCAGUACAAGACGAUCUUGGAUGGCAUCAGACAGAACCUGACCUCAUUGAACUUCAUGGACGAGGAAAUUCGGUUGAUUAACACGAACGGCGCAUUCAUCACCAUGAAUCCAGGAUAUGCCGGGCGCACGGAGCUGCCAGAAAAUCUGAAGGCGCUCUUCCGGUCCGUUGCCAUGAUUGUGCCAGACUUGCGCUUCAUUUGCGAGAACAUGCUUAUGUCCGAGGGUUUCAUCAAGGCCCGCCCGUUGGCUAAUAAGUUCGUCCAGCUUUACGCGCUGUGCAAGGAACUCCUUUCGAAGCAAAUGCACUACGAUUGGGGUCUCCGGGCAGUCAAGUCUCUGCUCCGGCAGGCUGGAGGGCUCAAGCGUGCAGAGCCUGAGUCUGAUGAGAACCCUGUGCUCUGCCGUGCGUUGCGCGACUUCAACACACCAAAGAUCACGACAGGUGACAUGCCCAUCUUCCUGCGGCUCAUCCAGGACCUCUUUCCGGGCAUCUGGCCGAACCCGUUCGAGAACCCCGAGUUCGAGACAGUCUGCGUGCGUGUCGCUAAGCAGCGCGGCCUGCAGCCAGACUCGCAGUUCAUCAUCAAGACGGUCAGCAUGUUGGGCAUCCUGGAGGUCAGGCACUGCAUGUUCAUUAUUGGGCCCACAGGCUGUGGCAAGACGGAGGUUUGGAAAACGCUCAUGGAGGCGCUCAAGGAAACGGGCAGCGACGGGAUGUGGGAGCAGGCCAACCCGAAAGGCGUCACGUCCGACGAGCUCUACGGCACCAUGUCAAAGACGAAAGAGUGGAAGGACGGCCUCAUCGCCGUCAUAAUGCGAAACAUGAGCAAGGAAAUGAACGGGUACAAGUCCACACACCAGAACAAGUGGGUCAUUCUGGAUGGUGAUAUCGACGCCACUUGGAUCGAGUCCAUGAACACGGUCAUGGAUGACAACAAGGUGCUUACCCUGGUUAGCAACGAGCGUAUCCCGUUCACGCCCAGCAUGCGUAUGAUUUUGGAGAUUCAGGACAUGAAGCACGCUAGCCCAGCGACUGUGUCUCGCGGCGGAGUGCUCUUCGUCAACGAGACCGACAUAGGCUGGAAGCCAUACAUGGAGAGCUGGCGCGAGAAGAUGGACCCAGUGCCGCAGAACACCUUCUACUUGUUAUUUAACAACUAUCCAGCGGAUUUCGAGUCGCAGAUAGAGUCAAUCCGAAAGACGUUCGGUUUCUCGUGCCCGAUAUAUGACAUGGGCUUCGUGCAAUCGAUCACCGCCUUCGUUGACGCUUUGCUUGAGCAUAACACAAAAGAUAAUGCGGAGGCGUUGCGGACGAUGGGGACCGAGGAUCUCAAGCUGGCCUACGAUGCGAUUUUCGCGUUCGCUAUGAUGUGGACCAUCGGAGGGGCCGUUUCUGACGAUAAGGUGACGAACCACCGAAAGAAUUUCAAUUCAUUUAUGAAGGGACUGUCGAAGGUGAAGUUCCCAGAUGCCGGAGACUGCUUCGACUACUUCUUCGACCUUAAGGCGCGGGAGUGGGUUUCAUGGGAGGACAAGGUGAUUUCCUACGAGCCAAUCGCGGACAGAAUGUACCAGAACAUAGUAAUCAGUAACAUGGAACUGGAGCGUAUGAAAUACGUACUGGACCUGCAUGUCAAAGUCAAGAAGCCAGUAUUGUACGUUGGAGUUGCUGGCACUGGGAAGACGACGAUUGUGAAGGACUACCUUGCCGACCUGAAGGCGAGAACUGAGGAUUUCAUGAGCCAGUCCAUCAAUAACAACAAUUACACGACGUCCGCUCGCCUCCAGAGCAUCAUCAUGAGUUCCCUGGACAAGCGUUCGGGAAAAACCUACGGCCCGCCAGGGAAUAAGAAGUGCAUCUUCUUCAUCGACGACAUUAACAUGCCAUACGUCGAUCAAUACGACACCCAAUCGGCGAUCAUGCUCCUCACGCAAAUGCUCGCGUAUGGGGAAGUGUACAAUCGCGAGUUCCUGUCAGAGAAACUGCUGUUGACAGACAUUUUUUUCACUGCGUGCAUGAACCCCAAGGCUGGGUCUUUUAUGAUCAACCCGCGCCUGCAGCGCCGCUUCACUGUGGCGACGACAUUCACGCCGACUGGCCAACUCAUCUCCAGCAUCUACACUGCAAUCCUUUCCAAGCACUUGGGGGGCUUCGUGCCAGCCGUACAGAAGCUCUGUGAACCAAUCGUGACUGCUACGAUCGAGACUUUGACAACCAUCCUGAACACUCAGUGCUUUCUGCCGUCGGCCUCCAAGUUCCACUACCAGUUCAACCUGAAGGACAUCGCCAAUAUUUUCCAGGGGCUGUCGAAUACCAACUCGCAGCUCUACAAGGACGGUGCGACCAAGUUCGCCCGUGUGUGGUUGCAUGAGUGCUACCGGGUCUUCUCGGACCGCCUUGUAUGCAGGGAGGACCAGGCGGAGCUUCAAGUCAUACUCGAAAAGGCGUCUGGGAAGGCAUUCGCCGGCAUGUCCAAAGAUGACCUCUUCGCCCAGCCGUUGAUUAUGACAUCUUUCGUCUCGCAGGCGGGCGGCAACGAGAGGCAAUACCUGCCAGUGAAGGACGGGGCGCAUCUGAAGAAGGUUGUGGAAGACAAGCUCGGCGAGUACAACGAGGCGUACGCGGCAAUGAACCUGGUGCUCUUCGAUGAUGCCCUUGGACACAUCUGCCGUAUCUCGCGCAUCACCGACAACCCUUGCGGCAACGCGCUGCUCGUCGGCGUUGGCGGCUCUGGGAAGCAGUCCUUGGCACGCCUGGGCAGCUUCAUCAACAACCAGGACGUGCUCAGCAUUCUCGUGAACCAGAGCUACGGGCUAAACGAGCUGAAAGUAGACCUGCAGGAGUUCUACAAAAAGGCCGCUGUGAAGCCAGGCCUCCCGCAUUGCUUCUUGAUGACCGACGGUCAGAUCGCGGACGAACGUUUUUUGGUGGACAUCAACGACAUGCUGUCUAGUGGGAAUAUUCCCGAUCUGUUCACCCGCGAGGAGUACGACGGCAUUUUCGGGGGAGUGCGCAACGCGGCAAAGGCCGGAGGUUACUCGGACGACCGCGACGGCUUGUUCUCAUUCUUCAUCGACAAGGUGCGCAAGAAUCUUCACUUCACCCUUUGCCACUCACCAGUGGGAGACGAUUUCCGUAUUCGCGGCCGCAAAUUCCCUGCGCUGAUCAGCUGCAGUGUCGUCGACGAGUUCAUGCCGUGGCCCCGCGACGCCCUCGACGGCGUCGCCAGACGGUUCUUGGUCGACUUGCAGGCAUCGGGCAAUAUCAACGACGAUAACAUGCUUGCCUCAGUUGCGGCUAGCAUGGCCGAGAUACAUUUGUCCAUCGACGCUGCCAACAAAAACUUCCUCCAGAUGGAGCGCAGGUUCAACUACACCACUCCCAAGUCCUUCCUCGAGCUGAUCAGCUUCUACAUCAAUAUGCUCACGAAGAAGCAGUCCGGCGUAACCUUCAAUUGCGACCGCUUGGAAAGAGGCCUGGCCAUCAUGGAGCAGGUCCAGAGCAAGGUGGAGGGUCUGAAAGAGGAUCUGAACAUCACGAUGGUGCAGGUCGAGGAGAAGAAGGCGGCCACGGCUAUCCUCAUCGAGCAGGUCACCAAGGCCAAAGAUCACGCUGCCGUGGAGAAGGCCAAGGCGGACGAGGAGGAGGCCAAGACCACGAUCUUGGCAUCGGAGGCCGCGGCGCUGCAAGCGGAGGCGGACGGCGAGCUGAAGGAGGCCAUGCCCGCCAUGGCAGCCGCCAAGGAGGCGGUCAACUGCCUGGACAAGAAUUCCAUCUCCGAGCUGAAGCAACUGCCGAAGCCGCCCCCCGAGUGCGUCGAGGUCACUGCGGCCUGCGCUUUCCUGCUGAAGAACGAGAAGAAGAAGAUACCCUGGGCAGCAGCCCAGAAAAUGAUGAACAAUCCGAACGCGUUCCUCGAGGAGGUGAAGGCAUAUAGCCCUGAGGUGAUCCCGGAGCAGACGCUGAAGAACGUUGACGAAUUGCUGGCGCAGCCGUUUUUUAAUUUUGAGACAAUGAAGUCUAAGAGUAUUGCAGCAGCGAAUCUCGCAAAUUGGAUCGUGAAUUCUGUGAAAUAUCACAAGAUCUACGUUAAGGUGGCGCCUCUCAUGGCCAAGGUGGAGGAAGCUACGCAGACGAAAUCAGAGGCUGAGGCAUCGCUGGCGAUCGUCAAGCAGCAGGUGGCAGCCCUCGAUGCGGAAUGCGCCCUGCUGGACGAAAAGCUGAAUGGAGCUGUAAAUGAGAAGGAGAAAACUGAGCAGCAGGCUGCCAAGUGUCUCGAGAAACUGCAGUUGGCGGAGCGUCUCGUGCUCGGCCUGGCCGACGAGUACAAGCGCUGGACGGACACCGUCAAGGAUAUGAAGGAAUUGACGGUGAAGCUCAUCGGCAAUUGCUUGUUGUCUUCUGCCUUUGUGGGAUACAUCUCGCCUUUCAACAUGCGCCUGCGCUUGGAGUUGUGGAAGGAAACGUGGACUAAGGACAUCACCGACAAGGCGAUUCCCAUCUCCCCCUCGAUCGACCCCCUGAAGGCGUUGGCGACAGAGGCGGACAUCGCUGGCUGGCUGAACGAGGGGCUCCCUUCGGACCGCAUCUCGUUGGAGAACGCCGCGGUGGUGACGAGCUGCUCGCGCUGGCCGCUCAUGAUCGACCCCCAGCUGCAGGGUGUCAAGUGGAUCAAGCAGAGGAUUGGAGAGGACCUCCAAGUGCUCCAGUUUACCAUGAACAACUGGCUUCAGAAAGUUGUCUUCUCCAUUCAGAUGGGCGGGCAGCUCCUCCUGGAGUCCGUAGGUGGCGAGAUCGAUGCUAUUCUGGAGCCGGUGUUGUCGCGCGCGGUGGUGAAGCGGGGCCGUACCGCUAUGAUUAUCAAGAUCGGCGGUGAGGAGGUCGACUACGAUCCUAAGUUCCAGCUGUACCUGCAGUCCAAGCUGCCCAACCCGCACUACAGGCCCGAGAUCGCGGCGCAGUGCACCAUAAUCAACUUCAUCGUCACGCCGGAGGGCCUGGAGGACCAGAUACUGGCACUGGUAGUGAACGUUGAGAAGCCCGAGCUGGAGCAGCAGAAGCAGGCCUUGGUGAGGCGGCAGAACGAGUUCAAGGUGACGCUGGCCAGUCUGGAGGAUGAUCUGCUGUCACAGCUCUCGGCUGCAGACCCAGCCACUAUUCUCGACAACUUGCCGCUCAUCGAGGGCCUCGAGAAGACGAAAGCGACGUCGAAAGAGAUCGGGAUACAGGUCAAAGAGGCUCAGAAAACCGAGUUGGAGAUCAACACAUCGCGCGAGCAGUAUAGGCCAGUGGCAGCAGAGGGUUCAAUGCUGUUCUUCUUGAUUAUCCAACUCUGCUUCAUUGAGCACAUGUAUCAGUACUCGCUGGAUUCAUUUAUCUCCUUCCUUUACAAGGCGAUCGACAAAACAGAGGCAUCCGAUGAUGUCGCUCUCCGCUCCCAGAGAAUGAUCGCCAUGAUCCGCAUGGUGAUCUUCCGCUGGGUGAAUCGCGGCCUGUUCGAGCGUCACAAGCUGAUCUUCUGCUCGAUGCUCACCUUUAAGCUCUUCACGAAAGGCCAGCUGACUGGGGAGGAGUACAACUCCAGCUACCUGAACUUCCUGCUGCGUGCGCCCGGCAUGGUGGGCAUGGAGAACCCGCUGUCGGAAUGGCUACCGAGCAAGAACUGGGGCCUGGUAUUGAGGCUUUCUGAGCUGGAGGGCUUCGAUUCGUUCGCCACCAACAUGGAGAAGGAUGCGCCCAACCGCUUCAAGGAGUGGUUCAACGAGCUAGCCCCCGAGGACAUCAAGCUGCCCCUGGACUGGAAGAAGCUCGAUUCCCUGCCUUUCCAGAAGCUCCUGGUGCUCAGGUGCCUGCGCCCAGACAGGCUGUGUGGUGCGCUUGCCGACUGGAUCCGGAGCACAUUGCCAAAUGGGCGCGAUUACAUGGAUUGCGAUGGCUCGUCGUCUUUCCAGCAGAUUCUGCAGUCAUCUUUUGAUGACUCCACGAGUGUAACCCCCAUCUUCUUCAUCCUGUCUCCUGGUGCGGACCCGGUGAAGGAGGUUGAGGCCAUGGGAAGGAAGACUAUCAACCUGCAGCUCGGCGUGAACUAUCACAACGUGGCAAUGGGUCAAGGCCAGGACGUGGUGGCGAUGGCGAAGCUAGAGAUCGGCCACCGCGAAGGGCACUGGGUCAUGCUCCAGAACAUCCACCUGAUGCCGAAGUGGUGUAUCGAGCUGGAGAAGAAGCUGGAUGCGUUCGCCGUGGAGAACAGCCACUUUGGUAUGCGGGUGAUUUUGUCCGCCGACCCCAGCAAGGGCAUCCCCAUCGGCAUCCUGGAGCGCUCCAUCAAGCUCACGAACGAGCCUCCCCAGGGCAUGCAAGCCAACCUCCGCCGCUCCUUCGCGCUCUUCAGCAAGGAGGACUUCGAGGACAAGGACGGGAGGGUAAAGUCCAUCCUAUUCGCCCUGGUGCACUUUCAUUCCCUGAUGCUCGAGAGGAAGAAGUUCGGCGCAAUGGGUUACAACAUGCUAUAUCCUUUCUCUGCCGGCGACCUCCGAGACUCCGCGCAGGUGCUGUACAACUACCUGGAGGGCAGCUCUUCGGUGAAGAUUCCCUGGGACGACUUGCGGGUGGGCGGAUACAUUUUCGGCGAGAUCAUGUAUGGGGGACACAUUGUCGACGACUGGGACCGCCGCAUGUGCGAGAAGUACCUCUUGUAUUUCAUGAAGGACGAGCUCUUAGAUGAGCUCGAGAUGGUUCCCUACGCAGACGGGAAGCUGUCUUGGAUGUCCCCUCAGCCAGGCCCUCACGACAAAUACGUGGAACACAUGGAAACCAUGCCGGUGGAGUCUCCUCUGUUCUUCGGGAUGCACCCGAACGCAGAAAUCAACUUCCGCACGAAGUUGUGCGACACGACAUUCGAGUCGCUGAUUCUUCUGAUGGGCGCCGCCGCCUCUGGCGGCGACGGCGACGGCGAUCAGCAGAGUCCCAUGGCCAUUGCGGAAACCCUCUGUGGCGAGAUCUUGGAAGAGGUGUUGGAGAAGAAGUUCCCCACCGAAGACAUCAGCCGCUCGCUGAGCGACGAGGAGAAAGGACCUUACCAGUACGUGUUCCUGCAGGAAUGCGAGUAUAUGAACGGGCUGGUCUACGAGAUGGUCAGAGGGCUCCAGGAGCUUCAGCUCGGGUUCAAAGGCGAACUGACGAUGAGCGAACAGAUGGAAGAGAUCGCCGACUCGCUCUGGCUAGAAAAACUCCCCACUUGGUGGAUGAAGCUGGGAUUUCCCUCGACGCGGCCGCUCAAGUCGUGGCGCGUAAACCUGCAGGAUCGGUGCGUGCAGCUGGAGGACUGGACCAACGACCCGCUGACCAUCCCUAAGGUGGUCGACAUCGCGAAGCUCUUCAAUCCGCAGAGCUUCCUGACGGCCAUCAAGCAGUUGUGCUGCCAGCAGCAGGGUCUCGAGCUCGACAAGCUCCAGGUCUACACGGAGGUCACGAAGAGGGAUGUCAAGCAGGUGGAGGGCCACUCCAAGGAAGGCGCGUUCGUUACAGGCAUGUACCUGGAGGGCGCGCGCUGGGACAGCACAGGCAACUCACUGGAGGACUCCAAGCCCAAAGAGAUGUUCACGCAGCUGCCCGUCAUCAUCUGCAAGGCAGGCCCUCUCAUGGACAAGGUGGACAAGAACGUCUACAUCUGCCCAGCGUACUGCGUGCCCACCCGGCGGCCGUACUUCGUCUUCCCGGCGCAGCUGCGCACGAAGGCCGUUCCGGACAAGUGGGUGCUGGCAGGGGUGGCGAUCAUUCUCGACAUCGGCACCGUCUGAGCGCGCUUUUUGUCGCCUCCUUUCCCUUCCCUCACCCGCCCCCGCUGUUUCCCCGCACCCCCCUCUGUCCGCCAAAACCCUGGCGAAAUAGUCUAUCCUUGCAGGCUGCUCCAGAACGCCUGCGCCUUCCUCGCGCUGAGCUGUUUUUUUCUCCAGCGCAGAAGUUGUGGCCUUGCCGGUUUCGGGGGCGCCCGCCGUCUGGGUUGGCUGUCGGGAUCGGAGAGCUACUAGCGUAACCAGCCUCGAACUCAUCCCUGUCCUUGAGGGGGGAGUGGGGAGGGACCGUGUUUUUUUUCGAGGCCGAGCCUCGCGCGCCCGACGCGGUAAACGCUGCGCGGGGCGCCGCCCUCCUUGAUGCCAGAGCGUGGCUCUGCGACCCGCUGGGGGGCCGACCUGUGGAAUUCUUUUGUUGCUUCUUGCAUGGACCAAACGUCAGAAUGUGCAGAGGGAGGGUACAGUAGGCACCCUCAAGCAGGGAUCGACCUGACAGCAGGUGCCCCACGGACAUUUCCGAUCCCCCGAUUCCGCAGCGCCGCGCCCCACCUCCCCACCUGCCCUCCUACGUUUCUGUCUCCCGUGCUCGUGUUCACGGGGCCUCGUUUUGCAUCCGCAGCGCCGCGCACCUCACUCCCUCCUCCUCCCCCUCAUCCUCUCUUCU
Prorocentrum cordatum is the source of this 11215-nucleotide messenger RNA. NCBI's taxonomy places the organism in Eukaryota, Dinophyceae, Prorocentrales, Prorocentraceae. The record is from the annotation of a GenBank genome assembly.